This is a messenger RNA of Benincasa hispida (wax gourd), 1947 nucleotides long. RefSeq names its product glutathione gamma-glutamylcysteinyltransferase 3-like. Gene Ontology annotation, biological process: response to metal ion; cellular detoxification of cadmium ion; phytochelatin biosynthetic process. Gene Ontology annotation, molecular function: metal ion binding; glutathione gamma-glutamylcysteinyltransferase activity. Lineage: Eukaryota; Viridiplantae; Streptophyta; Magnoliopsida; Cucurbitales; Cucurbitaceae. The record is from RefSeq and is a predicted model, not a curated record.
UCUUUUCGCCCUUUUAAAUUUGAUUCAAAGAGAAUAAAAAAUUCUCGCAUCGGUAUCCGUACUUCUCUUUCCACUACGAAGGAAGAAAGAAAAAUGGGAAAAACAAAAGGAAAAGAAAGAGAGGAGAUUUCCAUGAAGAGUAUUCAAAUUGGGGCCUUCAAAUUGCAGAAUUUGACAAUCCUCAUCUCCUAUAAUGGCCGUCGCAGGAUUUUAUCGCAGAGUUCUUCCCUCUCCUCCAGCUAUAGAUUUUGCUUCUUCCGAUGGAAAGCGUCUCUUUACUGAGGCGCUUGGAGAUGGAACCAUGGAUGGGUUUUUCAAGUUGAUUUCUUACUAUCAAACCCAAUCAGAACCUGCUUAUUGUGGACUUGCAACCCUUGCCGUUGUCCUCAACGCUCUUUCUAUUGAUCCUGGCAGAAAAUGGAAAGGACCGUGGAGAUGGUUUGAUGACUCUAUGCUGGACUGCUGUGAACCUUUAGCAAAAAUCAAAACUGACGGCAUCACCUUUGGUAAGGUUGCAUGCUUGGCUCGCUGCAAUGGUGCUAAAGUAGUAGCUUUUAGGACAAAUGAAAGCACUGUUGAUGAUUUUCGUAAGCAUGUUGUAUCAUGUUCAUCUUCUGAGGACUGUCAUGUGAUCACUUCCUACCACAGAGGAGUUCUUAAGCAGACUGGAACUGGCCAUUUCUCACCAAUUGGGGGUUAUCAUGCUGGAAAAGAUAUGGUUCUCAUUUUGGAUGUUGCGCGUUUCAAGUAUCCUCCUCACUGGGUUCCACUUACCCUACUGUGGGAUGCCAUGAACACAAUCGAUGGUGCAACAGGACUACCUAGAGGGUACAUGAUUUUAUCAAAGCUACCCAGGGGCCCGUCUAUUCUUUACACUCUGAGUUGUCAGCAUGACGGUUGGAAUAAUGUUGUAAAAUACUUAACAGAAGACGUUCCUCGACUUCUGAAAACUGAAGAUGUGAAAAGUGUACAGGAAUUACUUUCUGUUGUAUUUAAAUUGCCACCUCAAAAUCUAAGACACUUUAUCAAGUGGGUUGCAGAAGUCCGGGAGCAAGAGGAUGGGAAUGGGAAUGUAAAACUUAAUGCAGAGGAGAGAGGAAGACUAGCUGUCAAGGAAGAGAUAUUGGAACAACUACGAGCGACUGAACUCUUCAAACAUAUCAAACAGUGGUUGGCAUCUGGGACACUAUGCGAAGGCCUUGCAUCUUUGUUUGACAAAGAUGAAUUACCUGAAAUUGCUGCAACUUUUUGUUGUCAAAGGGCAGAAACUUUAGCUGCGAAACCUUGCUCAGCUGAUCGAAGUUUCUGCAGAACUGAUAUCCGCCUUUUGAAUGCUGAAAAUGAGAAGCCAGCAGUGGUAGUGUCAGGGGCUGUUGUUACUAAUGAUAUUAAAGGAGUAGAUAUGUUGGUACCUUUAUGUAAAACAGAAUCAAGUCAUAUUUCAGAUGAGUGUUGUUGUCAAUGGCCAUCUGCUGUUGAUGUUCUAACCAUAUUGUUGCUAGCACUUCCACAACAUAUUUGGUCCACCAUUAAAGAUGAGAAAUUGUUGGCAGACAUUAAUAGACUUGUUGCAGAAAACUACCUUCCUUCUUUGCUUCAGGAUGAGGUUCUGCACUUGAGACAACAAAUGCACUUUCUUAUGAGUGAUCUCAGCUGAAAUACUAUAUGAUUGCUAUAAAUUCUCAAUAACGCAGCAGAACUGAGAUCACUCUGAUUUAUUUGAGAGAUUAUAUCAUAUGAGACUAUAAAUCUCAAAUGGGGAUUUGGUCCAAAAAUGAGACUUAGGAUCCAUUCAAGAAUGGUGAACUCAUAAGAGGUACCAUCUUGAGGAUGCAUGUUGAGAAUCUUACAUUGUAAUUCACAAGUUGCUUGGACUUUGAUGACAUGACAAUUUGAGCAAUGGAGUACUAUUAAGAAAUAAAAAUAAAGUUGAGAGGCUUUGGACAA